Oncorhynchus keta (chum salmon) is the source of this 3767-nucleotide messenger RNA. Its product is annotated as zinc finger protein 570-like. The coding region runs from base 619 to 1527 and encodes 302 amino acids. Gene Ontology annotation, biological process: regulation of transcription by RNA polymerase II. The transcript has 4 exons. NCBI's taxonomy places the organism in Eukaryota, Metazoa, Chordata, Actinopteri, Salmoniformes, Salmonidae. The record is from RefSeq and is a predicted model, not a curated record. Gene Ontology annotation, molecular function: RNA polymerase II cis-regulatory region sequence-specific DNA binding; DNA-binding transcription factor activity.
UCCUGGGGUGAGAGGAGUGGACCCACAGCACAGCAGAGACAUCCAGACUGGUGCGGCUGUAGCAAUGGAGGACCCCGCCACCACCCCAGCGCAGCCCAGCUCCCGACACAGCAUCACAGAGGAACAUGUAACUUGGUUCCAGAAGAAAGACACUUUCGAUGUCUUUCGGUUGGGGGCUAUCAUCAAGGUGAAGCACAUCUAACUGGAGGCCAAAGGAGCUUUGUGAAGCCAGCGGGACAAAAUACAUGGAGAGAUGACCAGCCAAUCAAUGUUGAUGAGGGGAGUAGAACCUCAACCCAGCACGUUAUCGUGAUAGAGUCUGAAGAUGCAAAGGCUGCAGGUCCUGGGGUCAAACUAGAGAGAUCUGAAGGAGAUGAGAACCCACGGCACAGCAGAGAAAUCCAGACUGGGGUAGAUGGAGCGCCCCAUGUAGCCACAGAGGACCCCACCACCACCCCAGGGCAGCCCAGGACCCAAUGUAGUACCAUAGAGGUCAGUGGAACGCCGAACGCCAUCCUCAAGUCAGAGACAGACACCGAGACUUUAACUGUAACACACAGGCUCUUACAUACAGGAUCUGACCACAGAUCAGACCCAGAGAGACUGGGGCUGAGGAGAAUGGGCUGUCCUCCUGCUCCUGGCUCAGAAUAUAUACCGGUAUUUCCCCAUAGCCAAAGGACAGUUCAUUCCCAUGGUGAUAGUGAUGUGUUAGACACUGGCGGUGAUGAUCCGUCUUGUUCUUAUGCUACAGAGAUGGACUCUGGCAACAUGCUCUUGGGUUUAGAGACACAGACUGAUCUGUCUAGAGGGGACUGCUGGAACCAGUACAGUAGUAGUGUAUACUCUGAAGGGUGCCUAGAUAAGAAAGGGGAGGGUCUGGUCGUAGAUGAGGUGACUGUGAAAGUGGAAGGCGACAUUCCUCCAACACUGAAUCCAGAUAGUCACCUAGGAGACGGACACUCACAGGGCAGAUAUUUCUUAGAUUACAGGGGAAGAUUAGAGACAAAUCCAAUUGUCACAAACCACUCCCCUUUACACUCAUUCAGGGAUCGUGAGCCAGUGUCCACCUCAAUGGGGCAUUCCGAUUCAAAUGGCCUCGUCCCUUUCGAUCAGGUAUUGAACUCAAACGACAGGCCUAGAGCCCAGGCUCCGCGAGGGGGAGCAACAUCAGGCAAUAGUAAAGAGAAACGGUUCCUUUGCAUGUUCUGUAAGAAAGGCUUCAGCUGCUCCCAGAAGGUGGAGAUCCACCAGAGAGUCCACACAGGGGAGAAACCCUACAGCUGCCCCCAGUGUCACAUGCGCUUCACCCAGGCUGGUGACCUGAAGAGGCACCAGAGGGUCCACACAGGCGAGAAACCCUACAGCUGCCCCCAGUGUCACAUGCGCUUCACCCAGGCUGGCAGCCUGAAGAGGCACCUGAAGGUCCACACGGGGGAAAGGCCGUUUGCCUGUACGCAUUGCGGGAAGAGGUUCUCAGAGAGGACCUACCUCAGGAUACACCAUCAGAAAAACCAUCCCACUCUAUAAAAUGUAAACCAUUCUACUUUAAAGCUUAUUACAUUUAGAUCAAACCCUGCAUUAAAGACACAGUUUAAUUUUAAUUGUUGUCAGCAGAAAAGAUCCACAGAUGCAUUUGGAAUAAUGAGGUUAACAGAUUUCAGUGUUGAAUAUUCCUGGGUAGAAUAUUGCAUCUAGACAUUGUGUGAUAUAUAAGCCUAAAAUGUCUGUUACAUAUUUAGUUUGUACUGAAUAGUCUACAUGAUGUUAGGAAAUGCCCGAUUUCAUUUUUAAUAGUGUACUUAAAAUGUGUUUAUGUUCAAUAGAAUGAAAAGUCCCAUUUUGGUGAUUCUUUAGUAAUCAGUACCAGUCAAAAGUUUGGAAACACCUACUCAUUCAAGGGUUUCUUUAUUUUACUAUUUUCUACAUUGUUUAAUCAUUGUGAAGACAUCAAAACUAUACAAUAACACAUAUCUAGUACCCCAAAAAAGUGUUAAACAAUUGAAAAUACUUGAGAUUCUUCAAAGUAAUCACCCUUUGCCUUGAUGACAGCUUUGCACACUCACGGCAUUCUCUCAACCUGCUUCAUGAAGAAUGCUUUUCCAACAGUCUUGAAGGAUUUCCCACAUAUACUGAGCACUUGUUGGCUGAUUUUCCUUUACUUUGCCAUCCAACUUAUCCCAAACCAUCUCAACUGGGUUGAGGCCAGGUUAUCUGAUGCAGCAGUCCAUCACUCUCCUUAUUGGUCAAAUAGCCCUUACCCAGCCUGGAGGUGUGUUGGGUCAUUGCCCUCUUGUAAAACAAAUGAUAGUCCCACUAAGCACAAACCAGAUGGCAUGACAUCGCUGCAGAAUGCUGUGGUAGCCAUGCUGGUUAAGUGUUCCUUAAAUUCUAAAUAAAUCUCUUACAGUGUCACCAGCAAAGCACCAUCACACCUCCACACUGGGAUCCACACAUGCGGAGAUCAUCCGUUCACCUACUCUUCAUCUCACAAAGACACGGCGGUUGGAACAAAAAAUCUCAGAUUUGGACUCGUCAGACCAAAGGACAGAUUUCCACAGGUCUAAUGUCCAUUGCUCGUGUUUCUUGGCCCAAGCAAGUCUCUUCUUAUUGGUGUCCUUUAGUAGUGCUUUCUUUGCAGCAAUUCGACCAUGAAGGCCAGAUUCACGCGGUCUCAUCUGAACAGUUGCUGUUGAGAUAUCUGUUAUUUGAACUCUGUGAAUAAUUUAUUUGGGCUGCAAUCUGAGGUGCAGUUAACUAAUGAACUUAUCCUCUGCAGCAGAGGUAACUCUGGGUUUCAUCAUACCGCUUGAUGGUUUUUGCGACUGCUCUUGAAGAAACGUUCAAAGUUCUUAAUGUUCCGCAUUGACUGACCUUAAUUUCUUAAAGUAAUGAUGGACUGUCGUUUGUCUUUGCUUUAGUUGUUCUUACCAUAAAAUGGACCUGGUCUUUUACCAAAUAGGGCUAUCUUCUGUAUACCACCCCUACCUUGUCACAACACAACUGAUUGGCUCAAACGCAUUAAGGAAAUUAAUUCCACAAAUUAACUUUGAACAAGGCACACCUGUUAAUUGAAAGGCAUUCCAGGUGACUACCACAUGAAGCUGGUUGAGAGAAUGCAAAGCUAUCAUCAAGGUAAUGGGUGGAUACUUUGAAGAAUUUGUUUAACACUUUUGGUUACUACACGAUUCCAUGUGUUAUGUCCAAGUUUUAAUGUCUUCUAUUAUUAUUGGAAUGAGUAGGCGUGUCAACUUUUGACUGGUACAUCACAUCUGAUGACAGCGCUCUAUAACCAGUAUAUGCUUACUAAAUAUACCUACACAUACCCACACUAACAAACACCUACUCUACACUUCCAAAUAGUUUAGUCAGGUUUGUCUGACUUGACUUAUCAUAGUGGACUUAUAUUUACACACACCUCUAAAUGCGGAAGACGCAUUUUAAUGCAUUCAGUUGUACAACUGACUGGGUAUCCCCCUUUCCCAUCAUAUUUAAGUUCUCCAUGUAGGGUUUAACAACCAUGAAGUCAUUCUGUAACCACAUUAUAGGAUGCAAACGUAAUGGGGAUGGGUAAACGCUCCGGAGCCAAGGUUAAAUUGAAGCAUCCGCCAAUUAAAAUCAUUGAUGUAGUUGCACGUGAUUAAAGGCUUCAUGUUAGCUGUUCCCAUUACAUAAACUUGCACAUGUAAUUCUAUGCUAAUCUCACCAGGUGGCCUUGAUUAUUUCCUGUAAUAAAUUGUGUAUUUACAAAUUAAAAUGUUUCAACAAUU